Molecule: messenger RNA, 3401 nt
Organism: Quercus robur (English oak)
Lineage: Eukaryota; Viridiplantae; Streptophyta; Magnoliopsida; Fagales; Fagaceae
Product: cellulose synthase A catalytic subunit 7 [UDP-forming]
Exons: 13
Coding region: 91-3210 (1039 amino acids)
Biological process (GO): cellulose biosynthetic process; plant-type primary cell wall biogenesis
Cellular component (GO): plasma membrane; trans-Golgi network
Molecular function (GO): cellulose synthase (UDP-forming) activity
Source: RefSeq, a predicted model, not a curated record
UUCGUUCAUAAUAUAGAAAGGAGCACCCUCACCAUCUCACCCUCACCUCUCUCUCAUUCUCACUUUUCUCACACUACUGCACACCCCAUCAUGGAAGCCAGUGCCGGUCUAGUCGCCGGGUCUCACAACCGCAAUGAGCUUGUUGUCAUUCAUGGCCAUGAAGAGCACAAGCCUUUGAGGAACUUGGAUGGCCAGUUCUGUGAGAUUUGUGGAGACCAAGUGGGACUAACAGUGGAUGGAGAUUUGUUUGUAGCCUGUAAUGAGUGUGGUUUUCCUGUUUGCCGACCUUGCUAUGAGUAUGAGAGAAGAGAAGGAAGCCAACUUUGCCCUCAGUGCAAAACCAGAUACAAGCGUCUCAAAGGGAGCCCAAGGGUGGAGGGAGAUGAAGAUGAAGAGGAUGUGGAUGAUAUUGAGCAUGAAUUCAACAUGGAUGAUGAGAGGAACAAACUUAAAUAUCAGGCAGAAGCGAUGCUUCAUGGAAAGAUGAGCUAUGGAAGAGGUCCUGAAGACGAAGAAAACUCCCAAUUCCCACCAGUUAUCUCUGGUAGAUCUCGACCGGUGAGUGGUGAAUUUCCAAUAUCAUCUCAUUCUCAUGGAGACCAGAUGCUAUCUUCUUCAUUGCAUAAACGGGUGCAUCCCUAUCCAGUUUCUGAACCAGGAAGUGCAAGGUGGGAUGAAAAGAAAGAGGAAGGUUGGAAGGAGAGGAUGGAUGACUGGAAAUUGCAGCAAGGCAACCUGGGGCCUGAACAGGAUGACCAAGACGUUGACUUGGCCAUGUUAGAUGAAGCUAGGCAACCACUUUCGAGAAAAGUACCAAUUGCAUCUAGCAAAAUCAAUCCUUAUCGGAUGGUGAUUGUUGCUCGGCUUGUUAUUUUGUGCUUCUUCCUCCGAUAUAGAGUCAUGAACCCAGUGCAGGAUGCGUUUGGGCUCUGGUUAACAUCUGUUACAUGUGAAAUUUGGUUUGCAAUUUCAUGGAUCCUUGAUCAGUUCCCUAAAUGGUUCCCAAUUGAUCGUGAGACCUAUCUUGAUCGUCUUUCACUCAGGUAUGAGCGGGAGGGCGAACCAAAUCAGCUGUCUCCAGUAGAUAUCUUUGUCAGUACUGUGGAUCCCAUGAAGGAACCUCCUCUUGUUACAGCGAAUACAAUUCUUUCGAUCUUGGCCAUGGACUACCCAGUUGAUAAGAUCUCAUGUUACAUUUCUGAUGAUGGUGCUUCCAUGCUCACAUUUGAAGCAUUGUCUGAAACUGCAGAGUUUGCAAGGAAAUGGGUACCUUUCUGUAAGAAAUUUGCCAUAGAGCCUCGAGCCCCUGAGAUGUACUUCAGUGAGAAGAUUGAUUAUCUCAAGGACAAAGUCCAACCUACUUUUGUUAAGGAACGUCGAGCUAUGAAGAGAGAAUAUGAAGAAUUCAAAGUUAGAGUAAAUGCACUUGUGGCCAAAGCCUUGAAGGUUCCUCCAGAAGGGUGGAUUAUGCAAGAUGGGACGCCAUGGCCAGGAAACAAUACUAAGGAUCACCCUGGUAUGAUUCAGGUCUUCCUUGGUCACAGUGGAGGCCAUGAUACUGAAGGAAAUGAGCUUCCUCGUCUUGUCUAUGUUUCCCGUGAGAAAAGACCUGGUUUUCAACAUCACAAGAAAGCUGGUGCCAUGAAUGCCCUGGUUCGCGUCUCUGCGGUGCUUACCAAUGCUCCUUUCAUGCUGAACUUGGAUUGUGAUCACUACAUUAACAACAGCAAAGCUGCGCGGGAGGCCAUGUGUUUCUUGAUGGACCCCCAGGUAGGAAAGAAGGUUUGCUAUGUCCAAUUCCCUCAAAGAUUUGAUGGCAUUGAUAGGAAUGAUCGUUACGCCAACAGAAACACGGUCUUCUUUGAUAUUAACAUGAAAGGUCUAGAUGGACUUCAAGGUCCUGUAUAUGUCGGUACAGGAUGUGUUUUCAGAAGGCAAGCUUUAUAUGGCUAUAACCCUCCAAAAGGUCCUAAGCGCCCAAAGAUGGUAAGCUGUGACUGCUGCCCAUGUUUUGGACGCCGCAAGAAGCAAAAACUUGCGAAGCUUGGAGCAACUGAAGAGGGCGUAAACCUACAAGGAAUGGAUGAUGACAAGGAGCUAAUGAUGUCCCAGAUGAAUUUUGAAAAGAAGUUUGGGCAGUCCGCAAUUUUUGUGACUUCAACCUUGAUGGAACAGGGUGGUGUGCCUCCUUCCUCAAGUCCAGCUGCCCUGCUCAAAGAAGCCAUUCAUGUUAUUAGUUGUGGAUAUGAAGACAAAACUGAAUGGGGUCUUGAGCUUGGUUGGAUCUACGGAUCUAUCACAGAGGAUAUUCUCACAGGUUUCAAAAUGCAUUGCCGUGGUUGGAGGUCCAUAUACUGUAUGCCACGUAGACCAGCAUUUAAGGGUACAGCUCCCAUCAACCUGUCAGAUAGGCUUAACCAGGUGCUUCGGUGGGCCCUUGGUUCCAUUGAGAUCUUUUUCAGUCGCCACUGUCCUUGUUGGUAUGGCCACAAGGAAAAGAAGCUCAAGUGGCUAGAGAGAUUUGCCUAUGCCAACACAACUAUCUAUCCCUUCACCUCGUUACCUCUCCUCGCCUAUUGUACCCUUCCUGCCAUCUGCUUGCUCACCGACAAAUUCAUCAUGCCACCGAUAAGCACUUUUGCAAGUCUCUACUUCAUUGCCCUGUUCAUUUCGAUCUAUGCCACGGGUAUUCUUGAGCUCAGAUGGAGUGGAGUUAGCAUUGAAGAAUGGUGGAGAAAUGAGCAAUUCUGGGUCAUUGGUGGUAUAUCGGCACAUCUCUUUGCUGUUGUGCAAGGUCUGCUGAAGGUUUUGGCUGGAAUUGACACCAACUUCACUGUCACAGCCAAGUCAGCAGACGAUGAAGACUUUGGAGAGUUAUAUGCCUUUAAAUGGACAACCCUUUUAAUCCCUCCAACCACAGUCUUAAUCAUCAACCUUGUUGGAGUUGUUGCUGGGAUCUCAGAUGCCAUAAACAAUGGAUACCAAUCAUGGGGACCUCUAUUUGGGAAGCUUUUCUUUGCCUUCUGGGUGAUUGUCCAUCUCUACCCAUUCCUUAAAGGUCUGAUGGGGAGGCAGAACCGGACACCAACAAUCGUUGUCAUAUGGUCAAUCCUUUUGGCUUCUAUCUUCUCCCUGCUUUGGGUCCGAAUUGAUCCAUUUGUGUUAAAAACCAAGGGACCUGACACUAAGAAUUGUGGAAUUAAUUGCUAGAGUAUGUGUUUUCCCUCUUGUCCUCUUUGCUCUCCGCAUCUAUGGAAGAUACAUAUACAUUCUUGUUAUCAUGAGGUGUAAGAACCAACAAAGGGGAAAUGCACAAGAAUGAAUAAAGAAAGAGUGAAAUUUUGUGUGUAGCAAAUGCAAUGUAAACAGUUUUGUAAUUGAAUUGAAACAAAUGUUGCUUA